UUAUGAGUAUAGAACAACAGUAGAGAGAGUAAGCAUUCACGAUCUUAUAUUGACAGCAGGUCGUCAUAAAUCAAAAGGCAAUCGAUACACAAUUGCAUAUGAUUUUUCCAUCGGCUUGGAAAAUGAAUGGGACCUGCACAAAACAAAAGGAGUUUGGCUAAAUGGCAUCUAUGAGUCAUCCCAUGUAUGUGCAAAAGCAUUAGGCACUAUGAGUAGGUCUCUCCGAGUACUUGCCAUGGGAAGCGAUACAACUGUGUGCGGGCAAUGCAGUAAACAAUUUGAUGCGCUGAGGUUUCUACAAGCGUAUAGGGUGCCCAAUUUGGGGAUCGAUAUAUGUAAGAUUAAAAACUUACGCUUCAUGGAUUAUACUUUCAUGGAGAAUGAAAUUUGGAGCCUGCCCAAGAAUUUUUCUACAUUGCAAGUACUCAAACUUAGGAGGAGCUGGGGAACUUUCGGGGGCGAUAUAACUAAGAGGAGUUGGGGAACUUAUGGGGGCGAUACACAUGCAGAUAUAGGGCUUGGGCAUCUCAUUAAUUUAAAACAUUUGGAGUUGCAUGGAUUUCAUAAUACACAAAUCUCAAGCUUUGUGAAUGUUUAUGGUCUACAGAAGUUAAAACUGUCUCGUAUUGAAGGUCUGAAGGAGCUACCCGGGUCAAUUCGGAAGCUCCGAUCACUACAAGAGUUACAUUUAGACGCGUGUAGUGACCUGAUGCGGUUAGGAGAAGGAUUUGGAGAGCUAAGCUCCCUUACCAAGCUUGGUUUGAUGAGUUGCUGGGCAUUGGAAGAGCUACCAUGUGAAUUCCAGAAGCUAUUGUUAUUACAGUCACUGAACUUAUGGAGUUGCUCCAGUCUCGUUCGGUUACCAGAAGGGCUUGAAAACUUACCAUCCUUAAAAUAUAUAAAUGUCAAUGGGUGUAAAAAGUUAAUCAGUCUCCCGAACGGGAUCUGCAAGUUGUCUUUAUCAGAAAAUACAAUAUCAUUUUCUGGGAUUUCAAAUUUGAAGGAAAUACCAGAAGAGAUUUGCAAAUUCACAACAUUGACAAGUUUAUCAUUGAGCUUCUGUAAGAGCUUAAAGGUGCUUCCCAUCGGCUUCGGUCAAUUGAGUUGCCUGGAAAAGUUAUACCUAGAUGGAUGUGAAAGUUUGCAAGAAUUGUGCGAUGACUUUCAUUGCUUGGCAGGAUUAAAAAUAUUAAGCAUGUCUGGUUGUAAGAGUUUGUCAAGACUACCUGAAGGCUUUGGGAAGCUUGGCUGUUUGGAAAGGUUAGAAUUAUCAAGGUGCGAUAACACACAGGAAUUGUGCAGUGACUUUGGGUGUCUUCGAGCUCUAAAAUACUUGGUUCUGUCCAAAUGCAAAAGCCUGUACAAACUUCCUGAUUGUUUCGGCCAGCUUGGAUGCUUGGAAACGCUGGAUUUGUCGACGUGCUCUAACCUGGAGGAGCUUUCUAGCGAUUUUCACGGCUUGACAUCGCUAAUAAGUUUAGACCUGUCAAAUUGUGGGAACCUAGGUGAAAAAUGGAUGGACAAUGUGGGAUCUGUUCAGAGCUUGUGGCGGCUAAAUAUUUCAAGAAGUGAAAAGAUGAUCAGGCGGUGGAUAGAAAUGCAGAGGGAGAAAGAAGAUUGGAAUUUCGUGGUGCUAACAGACUGCUCUUGGGAUGUAGGACCGGCUAUUCAUCUCCAUCUGAUAUUAUAUCUUAUAUUUGAUUGUAUUUCAUUUGUAGCGAAUGAAAGAUUUGAAUCAUUCUAUUACUCGUCUUGCUUUGCAGGAAACAGAGGAUGGACAGAAAGCUUUAUGUUGAAGGUAGCGGCAAUAAAGGUAUUUGAUGAAGGUCUACUGAUCGACAUUAAUGGACACCCCUUAUAUUCAUUCACAUCAGCCUCCUCUCUCAUCUUCAUUAUCGAAGCUGACGAGCAUAGACGCUGUCAAAUUGAUGGGAACUUAUUUGAAAAAAAUAUGCAACGACUAGAUUUGAGCUCAAGAGGGUUGUCAAUCAUAUAUGCCGGUAGAUAUUUCAGUGAAUUGCCAUCUGAAGUGACAAAUAGAAUUGUGGCUUAUACGCCUUCAAGCUCUAAGUUUUCCUCAUUCUUUGGUAAGGUGUAUGCUACAUUCCCCGAAAUCUAUGGAAGACACACCUCUGUUUACAGGAGCAGAGCUGGUUCAGAAGUAGAAGGAAUAAAAUGUUUGUCCACAUGGGAAGAUGUCUCGUAUGUAUUAAAUGAAGCAGCUGCUCUCUUAAGGAUUCCUAAUGAGAGCAAUGUUGAAAUCCUGAGAGCAAUACUGCAAACAGAUUUCCUCCACAGGAAAAAUCAGUAGGUGAAGCUCAUGGAUAUACAAGGAAAAGUGGUAUUACUUCUUCUUACAAGCUUGCUCAUGUGCAAGAGGCGCUAUUUAGCAUUCAAGGAUAUAUAUAUGAAGAUGCAAAGCAGGCAUCACAAUCUGGUCGAAGUGGUCUGGGUUCCAGAUUGUGAUGAGACAGAGGAGGAUGAGUUCAAGAGAGUUGCUGCAAAGGUUCCAUGGCCAGUGGUCCCUAAUCCAUGGUUGAUUAAACAGUCAUUAGAACACUUCUUUUCUUUAAUAGAAGUCCCAGACAAUUCAUCAUCAUGGUCUCCAACACCUCCAACUGUGAUGGUGUUGGAUGGCAGAGGAAUAAUCUCCAACAAGAACGCAUGGGAGAUGAUAUCAAGGUGGGGAGAAGAGGCAUUUCCAUUUUCACAGGGUCGUGAAGAAGAGCUCAGAAAAUCAGAAUGGGAGAAGAUGUGCAACUACAAUCAAUUUGUUUUUCGAAGUCUGCCCUUCACUAAACCAGAGAUGAAACAAGGGUUGCCAUGUGCAGAAAUGAUGUUGCUGUUCGUGGGUAGAUCAAAACAGAUGUCGGAGUUGAGUUCUAGCUUGGACUAUGCUCUCACCCAUUUGAAAAGUCACUUUAAACUAUAUUAUAUUUUUCGGGACGAAAAAUGUUUCUGCAAGGAUGAGAAAAAAAGGAUAAAGCGGAAGUGCAGCAUUCCUAGCAUCUCAGUGAUUGAAGCAUACAGAUUUUGGGAGCGCAUCAAUUAUCUGCACAAAGAUUUAAAAACAAUGGGAAGUGACGAAAAGUUAGUGCACGUCAGAAAAAUGGUGUGUGGUAUUCUUAGUGCAACAUCUGAGUGUGUGACACAGGAGAUACAACUAAUGGUGGUGGAUGAGAAGGGGGAGAUGGAGAUCGGGAGAGGAAAGGAAGUGAUACCGACACUAUUUUGGUGGGCUGACAAUUACUCAAAGCUACCCACUGAAAGAUGGGAGUAAUUAGACAGGUUCUGCAGGGGCAAAGGAAAGACACAGAAACCCAUUCCAAGUAUCAUCCCCAACAUCUAAUGCUUCCAAUAUCUUUACUUUAUGCCCCUUAUGCAUCUCCACGCUGCACUAUAUGUUCCCGACGACAGUCGUUGUUGGGUCAUUUUCAAUGUACCGUAUGUGAAAAUUUUGUAAUGUGUUAUGAAUGUAUGUUUAUAGUUUAGGAGUUAAGUCGGUCUCGAAGUAGUUACACAGUUUUAGCAGGGUCGCUCUUUUCUAAUUAAUCAUAAGAGAGAGUUUUUAUGUUGACUAGUCAAAUUCUAGUUGUUUCCAACUAUUGUACGUGCCACAUAAAUAGAAUACAUAAUUAAAUAUUAUUUUUCUAA
Cryptomeria japonica (Japanese cedar) is the source of this 3654-nucleotide messenger RNA. RefSeq names its product disease resistance protein TAO1. Bases 209 to 2311 code for a protein of 700 amino acids. Lineage: Eukaryota; Viridiplantae; Streptophyta; Pinopsida; Cupressales; Cupressaceae. Gene Ontology annotation, biological process: defense response to fungus. The record is from RefSeq and is a predicted model, not a curated record. The transcript is spliced from 5 exons.